AUGUCGGGCGGACGUCAGAUGGGUGGAAUGGGUAUGGGACCCAAUCAAAUGCCGGGUGGCCCCGCAAACAUGAUGAACAUGACACCGCAAGAUCAGAUGCAUCUCAUGUCUCUACUCGAAGAGCAGGCAAGGAUGAUGUCUCAGUUUAUGCCUGGCUUUGUAUCUCCAGCAAUCAACCCAGCUUUCCAACAAAACGGACCGCAACAGGGCCGUUCAUUGUUUGACCGCGUGGAACGCCAGCAGGGACGCCGGCCCUUUAACAAGAGAGACGACAGAAAUGCCGAUACCGAUAUGGACACAAAGCCUGACCAGGGUGGUGAGCAGGAUGAAAGCAAUACGGACUCGAUAUGUCGCUUCAAUCUCCGGUGUACCCGGAGAGAUUGCCCAUUUGCGCAUCAGUCGCCAGCUGCCCCCGAGGGCACUCCCGUCGAUGUGUCUGACGCAUGUUCUUAUGGAGCCGCUUGCAAGAACAGGAAGUGCACCGGUCGCCAUCCGUCGCCCGCCGUUAAGUCAGCGCACCAAGCCGAAGAGCUGUGCAAGUUCUUCCCUCAUUGUGCCAACCCCCACUGCCACUUCAAGCAUCCCUCGAUGCCUCUUUGCAGGAAUGGCGCAGAUUGCUCGACCGAAGGGUGCAAGUUCACGCAUGUUCAGACACCUUGCAAGUUCAAUCCUUGUCUCAACCCCUCGUGCCCCUACAAGCACGCCGAGGGCCAGAAAGGAGCAUUCGCGGACAAGGUGUGGACUGCUGAUGGGCAAGAGAAGCAGCAUGUGAGCGAGAGGAAAUUCGUGUCCGAGGAGGACGGUGCAGAGGAACUGAUCAAACCCGGUGGCGCCGAAGAGGCUUCCCAAAACAACCAAGAGAUUGCGACAUAA
This is a messenger RNA of Aspergillus oryzae RIB40, 873 nucleotides long. RefSeq names its product mRNA-binding protein NAB2. Gene Ontology annotation, biological process: regulation of mRNA stability. Lineage: Eukaryota; Fungi; Ascomycota; Eurotiomycetes; Eurotiales; Aspergillaceae. The transcript has a single exon. Bases 1 to 873 code for a protein of 290 amino acids. Gene Ontology annotation, molecular function: poly(A) binding. Gene Ontology annotation, cellular component: nucleus; cytoplasm. The record is from RefSeq and is a predicted model, not a curated record.